GAGAAAAUCGAAGAACGAAGGGUUAUUCUGAAGCGGCUUUCGGAGGAGUGCAUUCACUGAGUGUGGAUAUCUCGGGACCGUUCAUUAAGGGGCGCUCCUAUGAUGUUGAGGCAAGCGGUAGGGAUAAGGGAGAUGGCUAUCGGUAUUUCUUAGCUGGGGCUUAUACUAUCCCAGAUAAGUUCGGGGCCGAAAAAGAAGAUGUUCAGGAUACAGACGACUAUUACCCUUCGGACGAUGAGCAAUUGGUGAAGGAAGGCCCUGUUGAGGAGGGGAGGCAGGGAUUCCCCGAUGAUUUUCUUAACCUUCCGGAAUUGUUCGAGGAUGAGGUUGGGGUAAAGGUUGUGACUCGGCGGUUUAAAGGUAAGCAAGCUGAGCCGGCAGAACUGGAAGAGCUGCCAACUCCUGUGACAGAGUCGGAGAUUGCUUUGAACCCGGGAUCGGGAGAACCGGACAUGUUCCUCCAGACGAGGACCGUAGGAGUCACUGUGGACGUGAAGUCUGCCUUUCUUUAUGCCCCUAUAAGGUGGCAGGAGCGGGAGUAUUUGUUGCAACAAACCAAGACGGAUGAUGCACUGUGGCUGAUUAAGCCUGCGGAUGCAACUUCGGCCGGAGAGACGGUUGGAGUUCUUGUCGUGUAUGUCGACGACUUGGCGUGUUUUGGACCCGAGGGACUACUUCAGGCCUUUUUGUCGGCGGUGCAAGCCAAGUGGAAGACGUCCCCUCCUGAAUGGUUGGGUGAGCGGCCCGUCACCUUUUGCGGAAUUGAGAUUGCGCGUAACCCCACUGGCUAUCGCUUGACACAGUGCGCCUACGCCAAGGAGUUGAUCAACCGGUAUAAUAUUGAGGAGUCGUGUGCUGUGCCUAUUCACAAGUGGGUGGAACCGGAACCAGCAAUUGAGCCCAGUGUGGACGACAUCAGGGCAGCCCAAGGGGUGACUGGGGCACUUCUCUGGUUAUCUACUAGGACAAGACCGGAUUUGUCCUAUGUCGUGUCACGGUGUGGUCAGCAAGCAACCAAGGCACCUCAGGUGUCAAUUGCGUUAGGCAGGCAGGCUUUGAGCUAUCUGCGGGGGACUUUGGAUGUCGGUAUUGAUGUGCCGUUUGCAGUUGGUAGCCCUUUUUCGGAUCACGGGCUACUGUCCCUUCCCCGCACCGACAAGGUGUUGGAGCUAUAUACUGAUGCCUCUCAUAGCCCUGGUGGGGAUCGGUCGAUGCAGUCCUCGUUUGUCGUGUGGAGGGGAGUGCCGGUAGCCUGGGAGGUGGUGGAAGCGGUUCAACCUUUGAUAGACGAGUUGAUAGAGGAUGACUCAGUAAUCGCUUUGCUUGCAGACAACGAAGCCGCCAUCAGCCGAGAAAGAGUCGAGGCAGGCCUGUUGAAGGCAAGGUUAAUGCAGCUUCUCGAGCUGGUCAACGUAAGGUCAGCAGUAGGCCUGGCAAUUUUGGCUGCGGUGCCACAAGUGACCGGGCAACCAACCGCUGAACGGUUUGAAGAGGGCACAGGCUGGUUGCUUUGGUUUUUCGGAGUCUUAGUGACCGUGGCUUGCCUGAUGUGGGGUUGGUGGAUAGCCCAGGGUUCUGAAGGAUCUGAGGAAGAGACUUCGGGAUUCAGCGAGGGUGAGGUUGCCGGUCUUGGAAUUGAGGUUCGGGGUGACUCCGGAGGGUUUUCAGAGGAAGUGGCCGUUGCUGACACUUCCCCAGCUCGGGCAACCCUUGAGCCUGCGAGUGCUGAGCGCGCGGUUGAAGAGGAUGAUGAUUUCACUGAAGAGGAAUGGGCCAGGGCACAGGCUAAGUUGAUUUCGGAGGAACUUAGAGUUGGGUUGACGCUAGUGCAGAGGGCCCGUGUUCGACGAGCUAUUUCGCGAGGUGAUGUUGUAGACCCACCUACGUUUCAGCAAAGGCAGGCUCCAGUCUUCGAAGUGAGUGUAGGAGCUGGCAUGAUCUCGGAUCUGUUUGUUCAUUUUGGGGUGUUGUUAGCCACUUUGCUUGGAGCUCAGGAAACGGACGCCGGGAACCAAUGGCUCCCGCUGGCGAUUGCUCCGGCGGAGCUGGAUCCUCCACCCUAUGCAGUGCAUUACUUGUGGCGUUUGUUCGCACAGAAUGGGGCAUUGAUUUUGGCAUUGUUGGGCGAUCGGGAAGAAGACGAGGAGAUCGAUGAGAGGGAUGCAGCAGGCCUUCGGGGAACUUUGGAGGGUUGGUCCUUGACGGCAAUCCAGGAUGUAGUCCGUGGGUUAGAAACUGGUGUUUGGCCGGAUUGGACCCAAGCUCUUCAAGACAUCCAGAGCGAUGAAGGCGAGUCGAAUGCAAGCGGGAGUGCCCCGGGAAGGGAAUUUGCUCAGAGCUCAGGGUGGACAUGGUUAGCCUUGGGAUUUUGGAUGCGGUUCUUUGUGGUGUUUUGGGUGUGUAUGGGUACUGUAGGGGGUACUUCGGAGCUUGUCAUUGAUCGUGCCUUGGUUGAUUGCUCAGUGUCUUCCUGCGUUAAUGUAGACACGCGUGUCGUUGCCUGGGCUGAUGAUGCUGUAUCCUUCGGAACCGGGGGUGGUUGUGAUGGGUCUACCUUGUGGGAGGUUAGCAAGGUUUUGAUCGUCAUUGUCACUUGGGAAAUCCUACGUAGAAGUUGGACGUUGUGGACAGGACGAAAGGCCACUCCACUUGAAAGGGAGUCUCAAACAGAUGACUCCAGUUUCGUGCCUUUGCCUCUGCCUCAGGGCAUUCCUUACAGGGCACGAAUUCUCUUUAGCCUCUGGCGGGCGGGUUAUAAGAUUGACUCGGAGUUCUAUCCUCAGGAGGUUCAGGAUGAGUUGCAUUGGUUGAUAGGCGACCAUUUAGUUGCUCUCGAGGAGGGUGAUCCUUUAGACGACUCCUCGGGAUAG
This is a messenger RNA of Symbiodinium necroappetens, 2870 nucleotides long. The record is from the annotation of a GenBank genome assembly. NCBI's taxonomy places the organism in Eukaryota, Dinophyceae, Suessiales, Symbiodiniaceae.